Notodromas monacha is the source of this 3789-nucleotide messenger RNA. The record is from the annotation of a GenBank genome assembly. Lineage: Eukaryota; Metazoa; Arthropoda; Ostracoda; Podocopida; Cyprididae.
UGUCUAUUUUCAGUAUCCUGACGGCCAAAAUUGUAGUGAUAAUCUCGUGCACACCAUUGUGAUGAACGCGGCGUGGCAGAUUGGGCCUACCAACGAUAGCUGCGAUUGUGAUUUCGUGGAGUGUGAGGAGUGUUUGAAGCUUGGUCUAUCGGAUCCUUCAACACCCGAAGCCGAAGAUGAAAGACCGCCCGGAAGUCGUCAAGUUAUUCUUGUUGGAGUUUGUGCCAUGGAGAAGAAGUCAAGAAGUCGUCCGAUGUCGGAGAUACUUUCGAGGCUAGAAGAGCGUUUCGAAUACAUUAAACCGGUCAUCUUUGAGGAGAGUGUCAUUCUCAACGUGAGUGACAUACGCCGAAUGUCCGAGUGAUACGAAUUACUCAAGCUUUUUUCUUCGUUUUUGCAUUGAAGGAACCCGUCGAAAAUUGGCCAGAAGUGGAUUGUCUCAUCUCAUUUCAUAGCAAAGGGUUUCCGUUGGAUAAGGCCAUAGCUUACGCAGAACUCCGGAAACCAUUUGUUAUUAACAACCUUCUGUCCCAGUACGAUCUCCAAGACCGAAGGAAAGUAUAUCGUAUUUUGCAACGAGAAGGUAUCGAACUGCCCCGCUUCGCAGUACUAGAUCGGGAUAAUCCAGUGGGCGAAGGAGCAGAUUUGGUGGAAACCGAUGAUAGUGUUGAAGUGAAUGGAAAUAUUUUCAACAAGCCAUUCGUCGAGAAACCUGUAUCAGCGGAGGAUCAUAACAUAUACAUAUAUUAUCCGACGUCUGCGGGUGGUGGAUCGCAAAGACUUUUUCGGAAGAUACAUAACAGAAGCAGCGUUUACAGCUCCGAAUCUCGCGUUCGGAAAGCUGGCUCUUUCAUUUAUGAAGAAUUCAUGCCGACUGAUGGAACAGAUGUAAAGGUUUACACAGUUGGGCUUGAUUAUGCUCACGCAGAAGCCCGGAAAUCGCCCGCUUUAGAUGGUAAAGUGGAGCGCGAUUCGGAAGGAAAAGAAGUCCGAUAUCCUGUGAUUCUUUCGAAUGCUGAAAAAUUAAUUGCUCGUCGAGUCUGCCAAAGCUUUAAUCAAAUGGUUUGCGGGUUUGACCUUCUCAGGGCUGACGGGAAGUCGUACGUCUGUGAUGUGAACGGCUUCAGUUUCGUGAAAAACAGCUCCAAGUAUUACGAUGACUGUGCCCAAAUCCUAGGCCACAUGGUGUUGCGAGAACUCAGUCCUCAAAUGCAUAUCCCGUACACAGCACCGUACCAACUCGAAGAUCCACCUUUUGCACCCACUACGUUCGGUAAAAUGAUGGAGCUGCGCUGCGUGUGUGCAGUUAUACGACAUGGUGACCGGACGCCGAAGCAGAAGAUGAAGAUGGAAGUACGGCAUCAGAAGUUUUUCGAUAUUUUUGCUAAAUACGGAGGAUGGCAGCAAGGACACGUGAAGCUGAAACACCCCAAGCAGCUUCAAGAAAUUUUGGAUACGGCGAGGGAACUCCUUGCAGACCCUAACUGGAGGAACCCAAAAAUGGAGCAGCUCCGUUCAGUUCUAGAGAUGUACGGUCAUUUCUCUGGUAUUAAUCGUAAGGUUCAAAUGAAGUAUAAAUCUCGUGACAUGACGCCUCCACCGAGUUUAGAUUCUUCGGAUACGGAAUGGGAUUCCGGGUUCUCAACGUGGCAAGUUGGAGCCAAUGCAGAUGGUGGCUCUUUACCAUCAUCAGUGACUACAGCACCUGCUUUUCCACCGUCGUUCUCACGAAGACCAAGCGAAGAUUCGUAUUUGGUUCUCAUUUUGAAAUGGGGAGGAGAGUUGACUCCUGCUGGUAGAGUUCAGGCUGAAGAACUCGGUCGGGUUUUCCGUUGCAUGUACCCUGGAGGUCAAGGCGAGCAUGCGGGGGAAGGGCUUGGGCUCCUGCGACUGCAUUCCACCUAUCGCCAUGAUCUGAAAAUCUACGCUUCCGACGAGGGUCGAGUGCAGAUGACGGCUGCUGCGUUCGCAAAGGGUCUGCUUGCCCUGGAGGGUGAGCUCACGCCUAUCCUCGUCCAGAUGAAAAUGUUGCUACAAUCGCGGUGCAUGGCCUGUUCUUUGUCUUUCAGAGCUAAGGCGAGACUAUACGAAAUGCUGCAAGUGGAUCGAGUGCUUUCAAGAGAGGAACGCGCCAGGAUGAACCCUACAGGAGACCUGAGUUUAUCGGCAGCGUUGCAGAUAAUUGGCAACCCUGCGGAAACGUGCAGAAAAAUCCAUGGAUACAUCAGAUUAUUGAUUACCCUGGCGACGAACAAAUCACUAGAUCCCAGAACGCGAGAUGUCACCUUGUACUUGGGUGAAACAUGGGCUUGGAUGCUUAAUCGGUGGAGCAAGUUAGACAAGGACUUCUUUACCAAAGAAGGAAAAUACGAUAUUUCGAAAAUCCCAGACAUAUACGACUGCGUCAAGUACGAUCUUCAGCACAAUCAGUACACGAUUCAAUUUCCGCAAACUCCCGAACUUUAUACGCUGGCCAAAGCUAUGGCUGACGUUGUGAUUCCGCAAGAAUAUGGAUUGACUGCUCAAGAAAAGCUUACGAUUGGUCAAGGAAUUUGCGCACCGUUGUUGCGCAAGUUGAGAGCAGACAUGCAGCGGAAUUUAAUGGAGGAAAAUGAAGAAGCCGAGUCGGUGAAUAGACUUCAUCCGCAUUAUUCUCGCGGAGUCAGCAGUCCCAGCAGACAUGUUCGAACGCGACUGUACUUCACUUCCGAAUCGCAUAUCCACAGCCUAGUUUCUAUUUUGCGCUAUGGGUGUCUGGUUGAUGAGUCCGAAGAUAAGCAGUGGAACAGAGCUAUGGAAUAUGUCGGAGCGGUAUCUGAACUCAGCUAUCUCAGCCAGUUGGUAAUCAUGCUCUAUGAAGACCCUACCAAAGAGCCAGAAUCCGAUGAGAGAUUCCACGUGGAGGUACACUUCAGUCCAGGAGUUAAUUGUUGUGUGGGUAAAGAACUCCCUCCGGGGCCAGGAUUUCGACCACAAGCCUGCGAUUCUGGAAGCAAGUCCCCUCCUUUGAAUCGCCGUCGUGAUCCCGAUGUGAUUGUCGAAGAAAGCAGCAUUGGGGAGGAUCGCAAUGGAAAAAGCGACGAUGAGAAAGAAAUCGAUCGGGUUGAUUCUCCGAACUUAUCUCGUUCCGUAGGUUUUAAUCCGGACAGUUCUGACACCUCGAGCGCUUCCGCGGCCGACCGUUUGCCUGAUAGCAGCGAGAAGGAAGGCUGGCCGUCUAGCGAAGAAGUUUUCCUACGUCCCAAAGUGGUGCGUGGUAGUUCAGAUCCCACCUCGAACACCCCGUUGCAUCUACACUCGCCAUGUGUUUCAAUGAGAACAUCAAGAGCCUCUGGGGCGCAUGGACAGUGUAAACAAACGUUGGAUUUGAUGGCGCAAGAAACUGCGUGCCGAAUUCCCCGUUCAUCCUCCGUCAGUGAGUCCACUAGAGGCACAGGACCGGCAAACUCGCCGCAGAGUCGGAAGCACAGGCACUCAUUCGAAUCAACUCGAUCGAGUCCGAGUUUUCUGAAGCCCACGAUGAGCAAUCGCAGUCUUCUCGGAUCUUCCAAUACGGUGUCCAUGUUUUCAACUGCUGUGAUUUCCGGUAAUAUUAAAUUGAACGACGAGGAGCAAGACUCGGCCGAGGACGGCCCUAUUGCAGUUCGUGCGUGUGGUGGUGUGCCUGGAAUACGACCGCUGGAAACGCUGCAUAAUUCUCUGAGCCUGAAGCAGCUCGAUGGAUUCUUGGAGCGACUGACCACACCAUCCCGGUCUUCCAGCAUGAAGGGUAUUUAUAGUCCGUCCUGA